This is a messenger RNA of Penicillium manginii, 393 nucleotides long. RefSeq lists its product as uncharacterized. NCBI's taxonomy places the organism in Eukaryota, Fungi, Ascomycota, Eurotiomycetes, Eurotiales, Aspergillaceae. The record is from RefSeq and is a predicted model, not a curated record. The transcript has a single exon. Bases 1 to 393 code for a protein of 130 amino acids.
AUGGCUCCUUACUCUAGCCAGUCUCGCCGUACUGGAGGCAGAAAUAAGUCAGACACAGCUAUUUUGAGACGUGCUCAUUUGACGUCUUCGCGAACAUACAAUGCAAAGGAGAAAUCGCCUUUCACUUCCAGCAAGAUUGAUGGAAGUGUCGUCGGCUUCAAAUUCGUCGAGCAGCCAAAGACAAUUCUACGGAUCAGGCUCCGGAAGGGUGCGCACGAACCAAGCGUGUCGCUAGCGACCAGCUCAUUCAAACCCAACAGCACAAUUUACCCGGGUAAAAAGAUUAAAAGCAAGAGAAGCCCCCGAGAGAGCCGCACGGAUCGGCUCAUUUGGCUGCAACGACUUCGCCCUACGCCCCAACGACAAGCCGAACUUCUGGAAUCUCAUAAUUGA